Drosophila bipectinata is the source of this 990-nucleotide messenger RNA. RefSeq names its product immune deficiency (gene imd). The record is from RefSeq and is a predicted model, not a curated record. NCBI's taxonomy places the organism in Eukaryota, Metazoa, Arthropoda, Insecta, Diptera, Drosophilidae. Gene Ontology annotation, biological process: signal transduction. Gene Ontology annotation, molecular function: protein binding.
UCACAAAGAAUCACAAAAAGACGGGAAAACUCCCCAAUCUGUGGAAUUUCCGGAGACGAGAGCUCAUUCAUCAGCCAGAUAAAGUAGCGGUCAGCAUGCCCAAGCUCAAGAAUCUUUUGCCCACAAUCUUUGGCAGUAAGGAGGGCCAGAACGCUGAAGAAGGACGACUGGAAAAGGAUGCAGCUCCCGUGGACGACAGCGAGGGAGAUAACAAUAACAGUGGGGCGCUAUCGCUGCCUUCCAGCACCACUCCAACAGCGUCAGCAGAUCUCACAGAGUCCGUGAUUCGGGAGCUCAGCGACCCCAACUAUAACUCCAUGGACGUGGUGCAGUCGGCCAAUAUUCCCGGGCCAUUGAGCGCAGCCCAAACGAACAACACGAUGAACGUGCACAGUGCCCAGCAACAGGUGGUUAUGAACUUUUCGAAUGCCAGCAACCUGCACUUUGGCUCUGUUUACAACUUUAACCAGAAUCUGAGUGCCUCCAGCUCUCGAAAGAGCAGUGUAAGUGCCACAGAGGAGGGGGCUGCCACACCAGACUGCAAGCGGUCAGCCGCGACCCGAAAAACGGUAACCAUCGUUACCAUGAUGCAGUCGCAGGAGGAGCCGGAUGUACGCUUGUUAGACGCGGUGGCCACGCACUUAGGUGAGGGAUGGAAGCAGGUCAUGCGCGAUCUAGGCCAGUCCGAGGGGCAGAUCGACCAGGCGAUAAUCGACCAUCAGAUGCACGGAAAUAUCCGCGAGGUGAUUUACCAGCUCUUGCUUCAGUGGGUGCGCAGCUCUGAGAAUGGGGUAGCCACCGUCGGACGACUCACCACGCUGCUGUGGGAGUCCCAGCAUCGGGAUUGCGUGCAGCGCAUGAAGCUGGUUUGGAAGGCACUGGAAAAGCGCAAGACAAACAGCUAGAUCAUUUGUGGCAUUUGUCUAAAAUGAUUCCAAUCGAAAACGAAAAUUUGGGAGCAGCCUCCAGAUGCCGAAGUAUGUCGGAGAC